This is a messenger RNA of Teleopsis dalmanni, 876 nucleotides long. RefSeq names its product sperm flagellar protein 1-like. Gene Ontology annotation, cellular component: axoneme. The record is from RefSeq and is a predicted model, not a curated record. Gene Ontology annotation, biological process: regulation of cytoskeleton organization. Bases 71 to 817 code for a protein of 248 amino acids. Gene Ontology annotation, molecular function: microtubule binding. NCBI's taxonomy places the organism in Eukaryota, Metazoa, Arthropoda, Insecta, Diptera, Diopsidae. The transcript has a single exon.
AUAAAAACCCUGUCUGAGUUUGUGGUGUUUUAAAAAAUAUAUUUUUAUUUUGUUAGAAUUUUUGUCUAAAAUGGGUAAUGGUACAGGUGACUCUACAGGUGACUCUACAGAUGACGUUACAGUUGAUGUUACAGGUGACACUACAAAAGAUAUUGGCAAUAUACUAACUCCACGUAAAAAACUAAGUGAGAAACGCAGUGAAGUUCUGCAAUGGUUGAAGGAGAAUGAUAUUACUUUUAAGGACAUGAGACGAGAAUUCUCUAAUGCAGUACUUAUGGCCAAACUACUAAAACGCUGUUAUCCAACCCUUGUCGAUCUCCAUAACUAUCCGAAGACAAACUGCUUCAAUCUAAAGCUACAUAAUUGGCGCACAUUAAAUGUAAAAGUUUUAGUCAAAAUCUCUGUGCGUCUUAGCCAAAAACAAAUGGAAAUGUUAGCAAAAGCAGUACCCGGAAAAAUAGAAGCCCUUCUUUAUUGUGUCAUGAUGUUAGAGAAAGGGAAAGUGGAACGUAUGAAGGAGUUGAACUUUGCUUACGGAGAGAAGUCACAUUACAAAGAUGAAGAGUGCGUUUUAGUAACUCCCAAUGUAGAAACUAAUGAUGGGAAAAAGAAACUUCAUCCAAAAAGGAUAUCUUAUACUACCUUCUUAGAGACUGCUAGCUCAGUUAAUACCAUGAAGAAACAGUUGGAAGAAGCUGAGAAAAAAAUAGAAUUAUUGGAGCACUUUGUAAAAGAAAAGAAUGAAUUAAUUGAGUUUCUUUGCACAGAAAUCUCCACAGUAAUUGAUUUUGUUCCAAAUUCUCAUGUUGAUAAGUGACGAUCUAGUGACAGAUCCACUUUAUCUUUUUCUAUAACUUAAUUGAAGAAAAUAUGAGU